This is a messenger RNA of Paramecium tetraurelia, 3846 nucleotides long. RefSeq lists its product as uncharacterized. Lineage: Eukaryota; Ciliophora; Oligohymenophorea; Peniculida; Parameciidae. The record is from RefSeq and is a predicted model, not a curated record. The transcript has 4 exons.
AUGUCUGAUUAAGAACUCAACUUAGAACCAGAUUCGGAGUCCAAAGGAUCUUCAGAUAAUGAGAAUGCCUAACAAUAGGAACAAAAUCCCAAUCCACCUCUUACUAUAUUUUCAAAGGGUUUUCAUGUCGAAAAAUAACAAGCCGAAUAACAAUAAUAAUAAACUCAAUCAGAUCAACAAAAUGCUUUCCAAGACCAACCCAUUUAAGAGGAUGAAGACGAAGGAGAUGAGUCAUCUAAAUACAUGUCUUUUGAUAAAUAGCCUGAAGAAGGAGAAAUUUAAUUUAAUUAAUUCAACAAUAAUAAUUAAGACAUUCAAGAACCACAAUCAGAAUAAAUAAAAGAGCCAGAUAAGGAAGAAAAGGAAGUAGAUGAUCUCUAAAAAUUAUAUGAAGCUAUUGGAAAGGAUAAAUAGGAACUAGAAAAUGAAAAAGAAAUAUAAGAGGUAGAAAAAUAGGAGGUAGAAAAAUAGGAUAAAGAAUAAGAAGAAGUAAGUUCAGCUGAGGACAGUCCAGAUUAAAAGACGGAGAGACAAAAUACUAUCAUUUUAAAAACCUAGAGACUAUACAUGUUGGAGGUUCAAGAAAGAAACGACGAAGCAAUACGAAUUGAAUUAAUUGAACAACUCAAAACUUAGUUUGCCUUUAAGUAAGCUCACCCUUUCGAUUUGUUUAUAAUGUAUGAUGAUGCCUUGGUUGAAUUUUAAAUCAGAAUGGAUGAAUUAGAUCAUGCUCUUAAAUCAAUAUCUAUUGACUUACAAUAGGAUUAGAAGAGAAUAGUUUAGAAAUACUACAGAGUACCCAAAUUGGACACUAUUUCAACUAUAAAAUUAUGUUGCAGUCUCGUAGAAGACUUGGGAGAGUUAGUUAUGAUGGCCAUAAAUUACAUAGUUAACAAGUAUAGACUAUUGUUGGAUAUCUUUUUUGAAGAAGUGACUGGGCCAGAUAAAUUGAUCUCUGUGGAAACUUUGAAGUUAUUAAAUAGAGAAUGGAUGUGGGGUUUGGAUGAAGGAAAAUUAUAGUAAAUUUAUAAUCUAAUGACAGACUACGGAAACAAUAUCUACAAUUUACAGGUUUUUAAAUAAAAGUUGUCUAAAAUUGCAGAAUAAGUGGAUAAGAAAUUUAAUUUUAAUGCUUAUUAAAAUGUUGUAAAAUCAAUCAUCAAAAAUGGGUCAAUUGAAUAGAUAUUUCGAUUAUUAAGAGAUGAAGAUCAGGGUGUUACAGAUGAAAUUUAAAUAUAAAAGUUUUUAAGCAUCAUAACCAAAUUUAUAGAUAGAGCUUUGUCAAAGCAAGAGUUAUUGGCUCUGCGUAAGUAUUUAGCUAAAGAUAAAGAUGAAGAUAUCAUAAUUUAUUCGAAACUUAUGAACGAUGCCUUGAAGGUGAUCGAAGAUGAAAGAAUAUAAAAAUAAUAGGAACAAGAAAAACAAAAACUACUUCAAAAAGAUAUUAUUUUAGAAUACUUAAAAAGCGUCGUCGAAAAAUCUGUUACAUUGCCUGAUUAGUAUUUCAAAUAGGAAUAGCUAUUUAAAAUGGACAAAGAAACCUUUAUAGAAUAAACAAUUAUAUUAACUGGUUUUGUAAUUGAUAAGGAUAAAGCCCUAUAGAUUUAUGAAAUGAUUAGAGAGGAAAAAAUAGACAAAGAAGAAGAGGACAUCAAUGUGAUUGAAUUCACUUAGUUUAUAAACAAAAAGAAAUAUGAAAUUUCAUAGCCUGAAUCAGAAAAAAUCCAAUAAUCGAAGGAGAUUUAAGAAAAAAUAGAUCAAUCUAAAGGGGCAUCAUAAUAAAUGUUAUAACCUCCCUCAUUAAUCAAGUAAGGACAAUCUUAGCAAGGAUAAUCCUUAAGGUAAUAGCUAUAAUUGCCUUUGAGUGCAAUAUCCUAGCCCUAAUCAGCUCUUAGGGAUAAGUAACCAGUGCUUUAAUAAGUAUCUAGUAGAUAAUAAGAAAAAUCAUCAGAAAGGUAGUAAGAAAAGGCAUCAGAAAAGUAGAUUGAAAAAGACAAUAAAGAGAGUAAGGAUAAUAAGGAUAAUAAAGAUAAUAAAGAUAAUAAAGACAAUAAAGACAAUAAAGAUAAUAAAGAUAAUAAAGAGAAAGAUAAUAAGGAAAAAGAGAAGGAGAAAGAAAAAGAAAAGGAAAAAGAAAGACUUUAAUAAUUAUAAAGUAUUUCUCUUAGAAAUGAUAUAUAUUGUUUAUUUAAUGAACUUGAUGAAUAAAAAGUGAAAAUCUUAACAUAAUAACAAAUGUUUUCAGGAUUACUUAGAAUUGGAGUUGUCAUCAAUGGAUAAAAAUUACUUAAUUAAAAAUCUUAUGAUUAUUUCAGCUUUGAAAAGGUGAUAAUGCAACAAUUAAAGUAUUUCUUUAAUUCAGCUAAACUGAUUUACAAUCUCAAAAAGGAAUUGGAUUAAUACAAGGAGGAAGAAACUGAUAUAGUAAAUAUUCCACUAUUAAAAACUUUGUUUGAGAAAAUCAGAUUAAAUGUUAAAUUCGAAGAUAUACAGUAUUUAUUUUCUAUUUUGGACAAAGAGGAGAAAGGUAACAUAAAGUUGAGCAAUUUAUUCUAUUUGAUACAUGUGCAUCCAAUACUAGAUUACAAACUGAAUGAGUUAUUAUUUAGAAUGAAAGGAUAUUAUGAUAAUUCGUUAAAGAUGCAUAAAGUCUUAUACUCUAAACUUCCAUUGAAUUAUUGUCGACCCUUUACUUCUAAGGCCAACCUACCUAGCUAUACUUUUCGAUAUAAACUGGAUUUGUUGGGAAACAUUCAAGUUCAUCCUCCAUGUUCUGGAAACAAUUCAUGCAAGAUCAAGUUAUUAGAGGCAUAAGGUAUUCCUUCUCCAAAAGAUAAAAGCACUUGUUUCAAAAGAGAAAUAGUCGUGGCGAUUUACGAUAACUUUUAUAAGCAAUUUUCUGAGAACAGUCUCGUUCUCAAAGCUAAAUACCUUCCUGAAAAUGAGGAUAUUUGGUAUUUUCCAGUGAAGAAUAGAAAUAAUGGAUUCUAUUUGAAUUGUGAGAAUCAGAAAGAGAAAUUGAAUCUGAUUUUGGUGUUUGAAUUUAUUAGUUACUUUAAAGAGAAUAAUCAAGUGCAUAAAAUCAGUUGUUGUUUUGCAGAGAUACCUGUAGCACACAUAAUGAGGUUAGGUACAUUUAUAUUGCCCUUGAAGGGAGGUACUAUCGAAUAAAUAGUCUCAAUUGCUAAGGAUGAUAUCCGAUGCAAAAGAGGAGGAAUUUCAGGACUCAUAACACGACUAAGUGGGGAUGUCUAACCCUAAUUCAAAAUAAUUAGUAUGAAUAAAUCAAAUAGACCAUAAUUGCAGAAGGAAUUGCAGAUGUUGCCUCCACUGUGUCUUUGUCAUAGAAACAUGACCUAAAUUAUUUAGACUUAUAGAAUCUUCUGUGAGGAUAAGUUGAAAUAAGAUGAAAGUGUGUUCAUUUAAUCAAUUGAUACAUUUUUAUUUUGUUUAGAUUGUCCUUACAUCUGUUCAAAGAUGUGUAAACUGUGGAAUCGUAUAAUUCAAGGAAAGAUGAUAGGUCAAGAGUUAGCAUCAUUCUAGAUACUGAAUUGGAUAAUUGAUUUUAAUUUUAAUCCUUAUUCACCCCAAGAAGUCUUUACUCCUGAGAUCAGUAAGCCAAAAAGGAAUGUCGUAAAAUCAAUAUUCGAAUAUGCUGAAUAUUUGAUAGACAGUUCCUUUUUCAAUAAAUUGGGAUUGGAUGGUGAUGAAAUUUUGAAGGAACAAAUGGACUUAUAUGGAUAACCAUUGAUUCAGGGAAUCUUUGAUGGUGGGCAUAAUCCAUUUGAUAAAUAUUACAACGGAUUGAAUUUGAAGGCUUAUGAAACUUAUGUAUAAUAAUUGUGA